AUGGCGAUGGACCUCGCCGAGAAUAUCUCCCACAAGACAUCGGGCUUGAUCCAGUCCAGCAAUCAUCGAGACCUUCUCGACAUCGUUGACACCCUAAGAAACAGCGGUGUCAGUCACUAUGUCGACCUCCCCCAGAUCAUCGUCUGUGGCAGCCAAUCGUCAGGCAAGAGCUCCACGCUCGAAUCGCUGUCUGGCAUCGCCUUCCCGACUGCCGAGGGUCUCUGUACGCGAUUCGCAACCGAGUUGAUUCUGAGGCGUGGCGAGACCGACAAGCCUGAGAUCAAGGUGCAGAUCCAGCCAGCCGCCGGCAGAACCGGGGAGGAGAGGAUUCGCCUAGCAGCCUUCUCGGCAGAGACCAGCGAUCAGAAUGACUUUGCGAAAAUCAUAGAGUCGGCAAAAGAAGCUAUGAGUCUUUCGGGAAGAGAAGGCUCCAAGAUAUUCAGCACCGAUGUGCUGCGCAUCGAGAGCACGUCGCCAACAGCACCUAACAUCACCCUCGUCGACCUGCCGGGUCUGUUCGGUGCAUCUGACAAGAACCAGUCGGACGACGAUGCGACAUUGGUCCAAGAAUUGGUCGUCGGUUACAUGCGGCAACGUCGUAGCAUCAUCCUCGCCGUCGUCACAGCCGACAACCCGUUCGCGAACCAGCCCGUGACCAAGUCCGAUGUCCAGUCUGGCAUCAAGGACUGCAGAAGAAAGCUGACACGGCUUGGAAGGGCACGCAGUACCAAGCGAGAGAAGCACACCUAUCUACAGCGGAUUAGCAGUCAGCUGUCGAAGCUGAUCCGAGCUGGCAUUGAUGGCGUAUACGCUGACAAAUUCUACGAGUCUUACCCUGGACAAGCAGAUGCGUUCGACAGGCGGUUACGUGCCCACGUUCAAUGGAUUCUCAGUGAAUACGCCGACAAGAUGCGUGAGGACGGUCACUCACUGGAGAUCGUCGAGGAAGACGAAGACCCGGUCAGAGAGAUUUCUUCGAAAUACAUCAUGCGAGUCGAUUACCUAGAAAUCGUGAGUGACCUCAUGGUUGAGUGUCGAGGCCGCGAACUCCCUGGCACCUUCAAUCCCAUGGUUGUUGGUGAUAUGUUCAGCAGGCAAUGCAAGCCCUGGGAACCCAUCACACAGAAUCUGGUGGAGCGGAUCCACGAUGCCGCAACUACGACCUUCAACAAGGUCGUUUCAGAAAUCUGCGACCAGAACACGCGAUCUCGUCUGAUGAGACUUCACAUGGAGUGGAAGUCCUGCGAAGCCGUGGUGUACGUAGUGGCACAAUAG
Messenger RNA from Anthostomella pinea, 1275 nucleotides. The record is from the annotation of a GenBank genome assembly. Lineage: Eukaryota; Fungi; Ascomycota; Sordariomycetes; Xylariales; Xylariaceae.